This is a messenger RNA of Momordica charantia (bitter melon), 759 nucleotides long. RefSeq lists its product as uncharacterized. Lineage: Eukaryota; Viridiplantae; Streptophyta; Magnoliopsida; Cucurbitales; Cucurbitaceae. The record is from RefSeq and is a predicted model, not a curated record.
AUGACAUUACCUAUGUUGAACCCGAUCAAGGUGAACAGAUGUACGGUCAAUGGGAAAAUAUGCAACAUCAUCAUCGACAAUGGCAGUACAGAAAACGUGAUUUUCAAUAAACUAGUCACACCCUUCAACCUGAAAGUGUCCCUACAUCCGUCGCCUUACAAGGUUAGCUGGAUCAAAAAGGGUGGCAAAGUGAUGGUUAAUACUAUCUGUAUUGUUCCUCUUUCCAUCGGAACUAGUUACAAGGAUCAAAUAACUUGCGUUGUUAUUGAUAUGGAUGUAUGCCACAUUUUCUUGGGAAGACCAUGGCAAUAUGAUACUCAGGCUCUACACAAAGGCAGCGAAAACACCUACGAAUUUUCGUGGAUGGGGAAAACCGUUGUUCUAUUACCUUUACAGAGUCAACAAGAGGCAACAACUGCGGCUAAAGGUCAUUUGUUUCAUGUGUGUAGUGGCAAACACUUCCUUCUGCACCGAUCUGAGCACCUGCUAGCUUUGGUAAUCAAAGAUUUUACAUCUGGAGAGGGAAUACAAACUCCAGAAGUUCAUCCGAAUGUUCAAACAUUUCUGGAUACAUUUCCUGAGCUCCUUAACCAGCAAGACUCUCUCCCACCUUUAAGAGAUAUACAACAUCGUAUUGAUCUGUUACCCGGAGCUACAUUACCCAAUUUGCCACACUACAAGAUGAGCCCCACGGAAUACAAGAUCCUACAUGAUCACAUCACUGAGUUACGGCAAAAAGGGAUAUCCAGCCAAGUUUGA